UAGCAAUCGGUCUGAGGGAGGAAUCAGAAUUAUGGCUUACCCAAAGUCGCAGAGAGAAGAAGAAAAUGGUUGGCUCAAGUCACCAGGAGCAACCUCACCAUGACCAGAGAUCACAAUAAGAAAAAGCUGUGUGCAGUGAGUUUAACGUGCACUCUCAAAUGUUUUCUAUCAAGGCUCUACAUGUUUUGCUCUCAACUGCACUAGACUGCAAUUAAACUGUUAAAUGUGGCAGGAAAUAAACUAAUACACCACUCUACAGGCACAUUGUGGGGAGGGACAGUUUACUAAGACUAGGCAAGGCAAGGUGAGACUCAGGGCUGAUGCUGUGUUUGUUCAUCACCCUGAACCAAGGAGGAGGAAGGACCCUGCAGUGAGAAGUACAGCAGAACCGCUGUAUGUUGAUCCACUGACCAGUGACCACACAUAUUGUACUCAAGUAAACUGUGGUACAAAUCUUUUGAAAUAUUAAGACAUUUUUAUUAAUUUUAUUUUAAAAUUAUUCUUUAUUCUAACAGUGCCAUUAUAAUUUCAGAGAAUGAGGAAAGCAGCAGCAGCAGUGAGGCAAAUGAGAUGAGGGAAAGUGAGAGGGGACAUGAGAUGGUAUCAGGAGAGAGGGACAUCCCAGGAGGCCAUGUUUAAAGCUGCAAGUUUCACCUUACAUUUAGAAACACGCUGCUGAACUGGGCAAGAAAACAAAUGAAAUGUGUUUUGCACACAGGUUUAGGGGUAAAAACGAUAAUUCAUAUGUAAAAACAAAAAGUCUGAGGGAUUAAUGGUGAAAAAUGUUUGUGUUUCUGUAGAGCGUCAAAAGAACAGAAAACCUGCAUUUCUAGAAGCUCUGAUCUUUUAAGAUAUUAUUUCUGGCUUCGGCUCAUAACUCGUGUUUAGAACAUAAACAAAAGAACAGACGAGCAGCAGCAGCCUCUGAGGUUUCAGGUUUUUCUCUGUAAAUCAGAGGUGACAGCUGAAGCCUUCAGGGAGCUCACAACCAGUCAGACCAGAUCUGUGACUCUUAAUCCAGCUUCAGCAUCCGGCCGUGCAGCAGAUCCGACCUGAACCUCGUAGGAACCACAACCUCACCAUGGGUUAGACAGGUAGUCCGGACCGUACUAAAGGAUUUCUACUGUCAGCUGGACAGCUGAACGCUGAAUGCAUUUCCUGACAUGAUCUUCAUAGUAAUGACCCUGAGGAACCUCCUGAUGCCGCUGAUCCUGCUGGACUUUAUGAACGAUGUUUGGACGCUGUCUCCUCCCAGCAGAGUCCUCAUGGACUCUGUCAACCUGAGGCACAUCCUGAGGUGGUCCAGCCCGACGACGUCCUGCAACACCACGGUUCUGUACUCGGUCCGGUACCAGGGAGAGUUUGAACUUCUGUUCAUGAACAACAGCUGGCUGGAAGCUGCCAGAUGCCAGAAGAUCCCGGGCAGUGAGUGUGACCUGAGCCUGGACCUGGGAACGGAUGCUGACUACGUUCUACAGGUCCGAGCCGAGUGCGGCUCCCAGCUGUCAAACUGGGCCAAAGUCCCGUUCAACAGGAGAAACACAAUUCUUCAAGUUCCUGAGAUGAUGGUGACCACGAUGGAUGACGCCCUUCAGGUGUCGAUCAUAAAGCCGUCUGUGAGCGCCAGCGUGACAGUGUGGGAGAAAGACGACGAGCCGCAGGCUGUUGUUUACAUGAUGGCGGCUGAGCAGAAGGAUCUACAUGUCGCCGCCCUGCAGGAGGGAGAGGAGUACUGCGUCAAGGCCCAGUUGGUCCUGAACCCUGGUGCUCAUAGCGGGUACACCGAGACCCGGUGUGUGUCCAUCACAGGUCCCGGGGCUCCAGCGUGGAAGGAACCGACCACCGUGAUUCUGACCAUCAUUAUCAUGCUGGGUCUGCUGAUCGGGUUGUUCUGGUCCAUCAUUCACUGUCAUCCAGAAUCCUGGCAGAUGUUUUUCCAGAAGGAGCCGCUGCCGCAGUCGCUGAAAGGAAACUGGGACACUCAGGUGUUUGUUGGGCCUGAGGAGGAGGCGGAGCUUUGUGAGGAAACGCCCACCCUGCUGGUGGAGAAGACCUGAUGGACAGGUCUGGAGACAUUCAACACCCUCAGUUUGUACGUGCUGUGUUCAAAUCUGGAUGGAAAACCCGGAAUCAGAAUCCUGAAGGAAGUAAAACAAAUGAAAACCUGGACAGGAUUCAUCAGGAGUGGCUCUGUUCUGGUCCAGUUCUGAGCGGAGCCAAAGGGAGCAGGAGGUUCUGCUGCUCCUGUUUCCAAGAGGAACUUUGUGAAUGAAGCUUGUUUACUCAGAAUGAAGCUGCAGGAAGAAGAAAGUUCAGAAACGUUAAAACUGACAAAGUAAUGAAGCAGAUAAUCGUUUAAGACACAACAAACACCGUGUGUGUUUCAUCUAACAGGAACUGAAUGAGUAAGAGAGUUGGGAUAUUCCUCUUUUACCUGCCAACCGUGUUGGCUUCUCGUUAAGGCCUUCUUCAUGGGCUGGCAUCUGCUGGACUGAUGACGCGUAUUUCCAGUGCGCAUCACAUGGGAAUGGAGAGGGGAGCACAGCGAACUUCAUCUAAAAUAAGCAUUUUCUGUUUUAUUUAAUUUUUUACUUCAACCACGAGCAGCUAAACAUCUGCUCUCGGUGUCACAGAGAAGCUGAAGAAGAAACAUCAGAUUCCUAAAGUUUACGUUAAUGUUUCAUUUAACAGCUUCAUAAAACAUGGCAACAUUUAAAUAAUAUUUCUAGAUAAAACCUACUAAUUCAUCUAGAAUAAAGGAUUUAAUCUAAAACAGAUAAUCUCAUGGUAAAUAACCUAUUGCGCCUUCUUAGGGUUCUACAACCCCCCAAGGCGCUUCACACCACAAUCAGUCAUUCACACGCUGGUGGGGAUGAGCUACGAUGUAGCCACAGCUGCCCUGGGGCGCACUGACAGAGGUGAUGCUGCUGAACACUGACCAACACCAGCAGCACGGUCAGAGCUAUGAUUGAACCUGCAACCUUCCAAUUUCUGAACAACCCACUCUACCUUCUGAGCUGCUGCUGCCAUUCCUAAUUUAAGCUGGUUUGUAACGCAGAACUCAGUAUGGAGCUCAGAUAGUGCCAUUAUGGUAACAUCUAAAGGUUAUUUUCUGAUAUUGAACAAAAGCAACUUGAACCAGUGCUAAAAUGACCCUACAGGGUUAAAGAAAGGCCACCCAGCCUCUUUUGCCCGCUGUGGCCAGAAUAUCCCACUUGCAACUUCAGAAUGACAUGCCACUCUGUUGGGAAAAAUGACCUGGCACUGCAGUCUGGCUCCACAACGUUCCCUGCAUG
Nothobranchius furzeri (turquoise killifish) is the source of this 3296-nucleotide messenger RNA. RefSeq names its product cytokine receptor family member B16 (gene il20rb). Gene Ontology annotation, molecular function: cytokine receptor activity; interleukin-20 binding. NCBI's taxonomy places the organism in Eukaryota, Metazoa, Chordata, Actinopteri, Cyprinodontiformes, Nothobranchiidae. Gene Ontology annotation, cellular component: plasma membrane. Gene Ontology annotation, biological process: cytokine-mediated signaling pathway. The record is from RefSeq and is a predicted model, not a curated record.